AUGGCAACGAUCGAGCAAUUCUCGCUUGGUCCUUUGACUGUUCGAGGCGCCACCAAACCCGAUCCACUUGUCGACAUUGAGUUCUCUGCACAAGCACAAAAGAUCUCGAUCGACGGGGCAGUUGACAUCUGGGAGGCGUCCGCCGCUCUUCACUUGAAUAUCGGUCUACUACCAAAGACAACAUUUGACUUUUUUGUCCAUCUCAAGCUAUCCGACCUCUUCUUGCUAAAGCUAGAAGCGCAGCUCAAGGGCACAAUCGACACCAAGAAUUACAAGACAUGGGCAAACGCCGACUUUGCCAUGUACGGACUUAUGGAGCAGCGUGUUAUUGACUAUGUCACGGCUCAGCUCGACCAACAGAUCUCAGCCGCUCAUGAAGCCGCCAAAGAGGGCUUUGAGAUGGUCAAACAGGACAUGGAAGCCAAGGAAGCCGUCUUCAAGGCUGGCUGCGAUGAUGCAAUCAAGAAACUUGAAAUCGCCAAGGCGGUCUGGCUCGCCAAAAAGGCUCAGGUUGAUAGUGACUUUGCAAAUGCCAGCGCGUCAGCUUCAGCAGAAAGAAAGCGCUUGCGAGCCAAGGUUGACGGGACAGAGCGCGACUUCAAGAAUCUCAUCAGGCAGAAGCAAAACGAACUGGAACAGGUUCGAGCCAAUGCAGAUAAUGUCAUACGCGUCGCUCAAGCUGCCGUCGACUUGAAGCAACGCGAACUGGACGAUGGUGUCCGUGUAGCCCAAGCCGGGGCAGAAGUCGACCAAGCCAAGAGAGAAAAAGAACGGUUCAAGGACGCUAUUUGGAGACUGGAGCGACAACGAGAUGCGGCAGAAUGGUUGGACAAGUGGGAGUACAGAGGCCAGAUUGCGACCGCAGAAGGACUCCUUUUUACGGCUGAUCAAGGUCUGAAAUUAUACGAGAAGUAUCUGGAAGAAGAAAAGGGGGCUCGACUUGCUUCCGAGUACGUGCAGAGUGAAGGCGCGGUCCGGGCAGCUGAAUUGGCAUCACAGACGGCGCAGCAAGUUCUUACGCCGGGACUGAACCUUGCAAAGCAGUCGUUCAUUGAGGUGAACAACACGCAGCAGGCCUUAAUCCAGGGAGCUAUCGAGGGGCUCACAUUUGCAGAGACUGCGAGUGACGAGCUGAAAUUGUUUGAGUUAGCCAAGCGUGGUCUUGCUGAGGGCAAGAGAGUAACACAGGCACUUCUCGACGCAGCACAGAAGGCCGUCGAUGAGCUAUCGGAUUGUGUUGAGUUCAUCGGCUUUGAGACAGCAAAGAAGGGAGUCGAAUUUGCCAAGGAAAACACAAAAGAACUAAACCUGGCCCGACACGCUGUUGAGUUAGCCGAGGAUGCUGUCGAACUAGAGCUAGAUCUGGCCAAAUGGGCAACCGAUCACGCCAAGACCACGUUCAACAUUCGAAAGGUUGAGUUUUCGGGCUCGGUGAGAAGCCUAGUUCAUCCCGACGAAGGUGGACCACCUCUGAGGGUCAAGAUUGAGGGGACGAUUUUAGGAGAGGAGAUUAAUUGGGAGAUUGUGUGGAAGCCCAAGUUUGAUCUGGUCAAGUUUAUCAAGGAACUGUUUACACUGCUGUGGGAGAGUAUCAAGGAGUUGGCCAAGGAGGUCGUUUAG
This is a messenger RNA of Fusarium falciforme, 1620 nucleotides long. RefSeq lists its product as hypothetical. The record is from RefSeq and is a predicted model, not a curated record. NCBI's taxonomy places the organism in Eukaryota, Fungi, Ascomycota, Sordariomycetes, Hypocreales, Nectriaceae. The transcript is spliced from 2 exons. Bases 1 to 1620 code for a protein of 539 amino acids.